This is a messenger RNA of Aureobasidium uvarum, 246 nucleotides long. Lineage: Eukaryota; Fungi; Ascomycota; Dothideomycetes; Dothideales; Saccotheciaceae. The record is from the annotation of a GenBank genome assembly.
AUGGCCCCACGAACCUCCCUCGCCGCCCGCCCCGCCGGCAAAACAACAGCAGGAAAAGGCAUCAAAACAAAAGCUCCGCGUCGCAGUUCCACAGGCGCAGUAAAGCAAUCCCGUCGCUACAAACCCGGCACCGUCGCCCUCCGCGAAAUCAGAAAGUACCAGCGCAGUACAGAUCUGUUGAUCUUGAAGUUGCCGUUUGCUAGAUUGGUGAGAUGCCACACCCUUUCCUUUGGAGUGAAAGCUUGA